Messenger RNA from Staurois parvus, 437 nucleotides. NCBI's taxonomy places the organism in Eukaryota, Metazoa, Chordata, Amphibia, Anura, Ranidae. The record is from the annotation of a GenBank genome assembly.
AUGGUAGCCAAUCAGAUUCUAACUUCAGCUUGUUCAAUUAAGCUUUGACAAUAAAUCCUGGAAGCUGAUUGGUUUCUAUGCAGAGCCGCACCAGAUUUUGCACUCUCCAGUUUUAGUAAAUCAGCCCCAAAGUAUAUAAAAUGCCUCCCUGGCGGUAUUCCCGAGUGUAGCUCGUGGUAAAGUUUCAGUACCACAAGCGGUAUCCCCGAGCUAUACUCGGGCUUACCAUGUGGCGCGCUGCUCCGCGAUCCCUUGAUCACUUACCUUGUCCUGCGCUCCCGCGAUGUCCCUCCUGCAGUGUCCCCAGCAAUGUAAUCCGGCGGAUGCCGGCAUCUGUCAUCUGGGUUCCGUCCCCUGCGAGCGUCGGGACGUAUGGGGUACGGGGAACGGCGGGAAAUUUGAAAAUGACAAAAAGUGACAUUCACUAAAAUCACUAA